CAAAAUCUCCCACCACAAUCCGGCAAAGCCAUCGGACCCGCAGCGCAUUCGAGGUUGGAUGAACCUCACUUCACCUGUAACCGACAACACAUGGGUGAAUAUAAUUUUGGACGCUCGGAACAACAACAUGUGGAAGGAAAACGCCUUCGUCUUUAAGUUCGACGAUCAUGGGUGUUCGAUUGCCAAGAGGUAUGCGGAAAACCUCAUGAAAGUUUUUUUCCCCGGAGUCAAACUAUCUACGCCAUGCGUCGUACCCGCGAAAAGUUACGAAAUAAGUGACACGCCCCUACACUUUGCUAUCACAGGCGUGCCCGUGAUGGUCUAUGGUCACUACCGUUACCGAUUGUAUAUGGGUUACGAACGAAAACCAGCAGAAGUCUGCGUGAGCGCAGAGGGUCACAUCAUCCCGAAGACAUGGUAGCGCGUGAAGGGGCACCUCAGCCAUCGU
Thrips palmi is the source of this 448-nucleotide messenger RNA. RefSeq lists its product as uncharacterized. The record is from RefSeq and is a predicted model, not a curated record. The coding region runs from base 59 to 421 and encodes 120 amino acids. NCBI's taxonomy places the organism in Eukaryota, Metazoa, Arthropoda, Insecta, Thysanoptera, Thripidae. The transcript has 3 exons.